GUCGCGACCUGUGACGUCAGGGGACGCAUUCCGUCUUCCGCCCCAGCCGCAGGCCCCCCGCGGGGCACUGACCCUGGCUCCCCGCUCGGCUCAUUCUCGCUCCGGACGCCACCAGCUGGACCCCGGGAUGCCGGGCGUCUCCGCCCGCGGCCUCUCUCACGAGGAGAGGAGGCAGCUGGCGGUGAACCUCACCCGUGUGCUGGCGCGCUACCGUCCCAUCCUGGACGCCUACAUCAUCGAGUUCUUUACAGACAACCUGUGGGGCACACUCCCUUGCUCGUGGCAGGAAGCGCUGGAUGGACUGAACCCGCCACAGCUGGCCGCACAGCUGCUGGGGAUGCCUGGGGAAGGGGAAGCGGUCAGGUAUGGGCAAGAGGGGCCCCGUGCCGGGGGACCCAGGGUGUCACUGUCAGGAUGCAAUGGAGCUAUUCACUGGGGGCCCGGGCUGGCCUAUCGCAGGUACAGGUCGGUGUGGCCACUCACCCUGCUGGCCCUGAAGUCCACAGCCUAUGCCCUGGCCUUUACCCGGACACCUGGGUUUCAGACCCCCUCAGAGUUCCUGGAGAACCCCAGCCAGAGCUCCCGCCUGACAGCCCCGUUCCGGAAACACGUCAGGCCCAAGAAGCAGCAUGAGAUCCGGAGGCUGGGAGAGUUGGUGAAGAAACUGAGUGACCUCACGGGCUGCACCCAGGUCGUGGAUAUAGGCUCAGGCCAGGGCCAUCUCUCCCGAUUCAUGUCCCUGGGGCUGGGGCUGACAGUGAAGAGCAUCGAAGGCGAUCGGAGGCUGGUGGAGAGAGCUCAGCGCCUGGACUGGGAGCUCCUGCAGGCCCUGGAGAAAGAGGAGAGGAGGAGCCCACAGGUGACCCGGGCCGGCCCUCGCCACUCCCCACACCACGUGGUUAGGUGGGUAGAGCCCACGGCCCUGUGCAAGGAGCUCCUGCUUCCCCUGGAGCCCUUGCCUCCGCGCGGGGCCCGCCUGCUGCUGACGGGCCUCCACGCCUGUGGGGACCUGAGCGUCGCCUUGCUGAGGCACUUCUCCUGCCCCGAGGUGGUGGCCCUGGCCUCGGUGGGCUGCUGCUACAUGAAGUUGAGUGAGCCUGGCGGCUACCCACUGAGUCAGUGGGUGGCGGGGCUUCGUGGCUCCGAGCUGCCCUACAGGCUGCGGGAGGGGGCCUGCCACGCCCUGGAGGACUAUGCUGAGCGGCUACAGAGAGCGGGCCCCGGGCUCCGCACCCACUGCUAUCGGGCGGCACUGGAGACGGUCAUCCGGGGCGCCCGGCCCGAGCUUCGACGGCCAGGCGUGCAGGGGAUCCCCAGGGUCCACGAGCUCAAGAUCGAAGAAUACGUGCAGCGGGGGCUGCGGCGGGUGGGGCUGGAUCCCCAGCUGCCACUGAACCUGGCUGCCCUUCGGGCCCACCAGGCCCAGGAGAACCGAGUGGUAGCCUUCUUCAGCCUGGCCCUGCUCCUGGCCCCGCUGGUGGAGACGCUGAUUCUGCUGGACCGGCUGCUCUACCUUCAGGAGCAGGGCUUCCAUGCUGAGCUCCUGCCCAUCUUUAGUCCUGAACUCUCGCCCAGAAACCUAGUUCUGGUGGCCACCAAGAGUCCCCUGGGUGAGGCCUUCUCUCUUCUGGAAACUGAAGACAGCUGACGAACUCCAUCUGGAGUUCAUCCAGAGGACCAGCCUCCUAGCUUCCUGCAACCCUGGCCUCUCCGUCCCCAUGUUAACAUAAUACUAUGUAAAGAUUUAUUUUUAAUUUAUUAAAUAAAUGAAAUCUUUAUUUCUC
Messenger RNA from Neofelis nebulosa (Clouded leopard), 1784 nucleotides. RefSeq names its product methyltransferase like 25B (gene METTL25B). The transcript is spliced from 7 exons. The coding region runs from base 128 to 1648 and encodes 506 amino acids. Gene Ontology annotation, molecular function: rRNA (adenine-N6,N6-)-dimethyltransferase activity. Gene Ontology annotation, biological process: rRNA modification. The record is from RefSeq and is a predicted model, not a curated record. Lineage: Eukaryota; Metazoa; Chordata; Mammalia; Carnivora; Felidae.